CCAACCCCCGAGACAACCAACCCGGUCUCCCCUACAUGCCGUCGGCGUCUGUUACGCGUGAAUGAUAUUAAAGCUUGGUGGGUUCUCCCGAAGCGCUGUAGGCUAAUUCGUGAUGGAAGAGGAAGUCGGCUAACAAUAGUGGGUGGCUUCCAACAACCUGACAGCAGUGCUAGUCUGACACUUUAUUCAUUGAGUGUCCGGGAUCCGUUGGGUUUGGUUCACUAUCACCGCACCGAAGGUUGCAUUUGGAAAGCUGUCUCUGGAGUGUUUGGUCGGUUUAUGUGACUUUCUAAAUCACGUUGCCAUUGGAUUUUAAGCUAUUGUCAUCAGCAGCUCGAUAGCCAUUAAAGAGUGGAUCGCCUGACAUGCCGAAAAAGAAGAUGGACGGUUUCGGCUGGUGUUGGAUGGUCAUCUGUCUCCUACUGUGCACUCCCACUGAUAUCUUUGUUGUGGCUAGCCCAGAGGUGAACGAGACCCAGGAGCACGUACCGGUGAAUGUCUACCACGACACAGACGUCACCAGGAAAAAGAUUGUGACCGCCCAGUUUGAGUGCUACCAGAAAAUCAUGAAGGAUAACGACCACAACAAAAUAGGUUUCUUCUCUGAUGGUUUCUAUGCUGCAGGGCCAGUGUGUAACCGGACUUGGGAUGGGUGGCUGUGCUGGGACGACACAGAGGCAGGCUUCACUUCAGAACAGUACUGCCCUGACUACUUCCAGGACUUUGACCCCUCAGAAUUGGUGACAAAAAUAUGCAGUGACAACGGCCACUGGUUUCUGCAUCCUGAGAGCAACCGAACAUGGACCAACUACACACGAUGCAACGAGCAUACUAAUGAAGGCAGAAUGACUGCCAUGAAUUUAUUCUACUUGGCCCUCAUCGGUCAUGGCUUGUCACUGACAUCCCUAUUAAUUUCCCUGGGAAUAUUUUUCUAUUUCAAGAGUUUAAGUUGUCAACGAAUCACUCUCCACAAAAACCUCUUCUUCUCCUUUGUAUUGAACUCGGUCAUUACCAUCAUCUGGCUGACCGCUGUGGCGAAUAACCAGGAGCUGGUACAAAGAAACCCUACGAGCUGUAAAGUGUCCCAGUUUAUCCAUCUUUAUCUUUUUGGUUGCAACUAUUUCUGGAUGCUUUGUGAAGGGAUAUACCUGCACACCCUCAUCGUUGUUGCUGUGUUUGCUGAGAAACAGCACUUGAUGUGGUACUAUCUUCUCGGCUGGGGCUUUCCUCUAAUUCCAGCAUCUAUACAUGCAAUCGCUCGCAGUUACUAYUACAAUGACAAUUGUUGGAUAAGCUCCAACACUUCACUCCUCUACAUAAUCCAUGGGCCCAUCUGCGCUGCUCUGUUGGUGAACCUGUUCUUUCUGUUGAACAUUGUGCGUGUCCUGAUCACCAAGCUAAAGGUAACCCACCAGGCUGAGUCCAGUCUCUACAUGAAGGCGGUGCGUGCCACCCUGAUUCUGGUACCUCUCCUGGGGAUCCAGUACGUCCUGUUGCCCUACAAACCAGAGGGACGGGUUUCCUCUGAGAUCUAUGACUACAUCAUGCACAUCUUAAUGCAUUAUCAGGGUCUGCUGGUAGCCACCAUCUUCUGCUUCUUCAAUGGAGAGGUGCAAGGGGUUCUGAGGAGACAUUGGAACCAGUACCGUAUCCAGUUUGGAAGCACCUUCGCCCACUCAGAUGCCAUGCGGUCUGCCUCGUACACUGCCUCGUCCAUCACCGAGGUCCAGGGCUGCUACAGCAUCGACAGCCACACAGAACACUUGAACGGCAAGGGGGCCUGCCUCGACAUCGAGACCUCCAUCUUAAAAUCAGAGAACCCGUUCGCCUGAGGAUAGGAUGAUUUUUUUUCGGAAUGGUAGGGAAGGGGAGGCUGCAGUUUGUUACUAGGUUUACUGGGUUAACCGAGGGAGGGGAGAAAGAAGGGAUAAACAACAAACUUUCGGCCACUUGUAUACGCACUGAAACAAAAAAAAUAAACACAUUUUGCUACUUUUGAUUAACACAUUGAAAUGGGCACUUAAUCGUUUUAUCAGCUUAGUGAGAAUCACUUUUUGCCACCCUUUUUCAAGUAUCCAUGUAUGAAGCUUCUUUGCUGCUUUUCAGAGGAAGCCAAAUGUAUAUAUUCUGAUAAUUUAUCUUAAAGCAUUCAAGUGUUAGGCAGUCCUUUU
Salvelinus sp. IW2-2015 is the source of this 2171-nucleotide messenger RNA. RefSeq names its product calcitonin gene-related peptide type 1 receptor. Gene Ontology annotation, biological process: adenylate cyclase-activating G protein-coupled receptor signaling pathway; angiogenesis; cell surface receptor signaling pathway. The record is from RefSeq and is a predicted model, not a curated record. Gene Ontology annotation, cellular component: plasma membrane. Lineage: Eukaryota; Metazoa; Chordata; Actinopteri; Salmoniformes; Salmonidae. Gene Ontology annotation, molecular function: calcitonin gene-related peptide receptor activity; calcitonin receptor activity; adrenomedullin receptor activity.